CCCCAACGGAAGACCUGAGCGUCUGGAGUGCAGAGCAAGAAUGCAGCCAUGAUGGAAAAAUAUACCGGAUCUUUGACUCCCCUCUCUGCGGUCCGUUUCUCACGACUGUAAAGGUGAAGCGGGAUAAAAAAAAUGGGACGACCAGUGGUGCUGAAGGCAACAGAUCCAAUCAGACAUUGGACCCGUUAUUGAAUAUCGCUGAGGAGCCUAAAAAAAGAGACGAUAUUCCCCCAGCCAGCCGAGUACGUGUGGGUGGGGCAUCGCAACCGCACGCCACACGACCGCCACCCGAGUAUGAGGAAGCUGUCAACUCCAUGAUGCCGUCGCCAUUUUUACCCUCGGGACCAUCGACAAUCUGUCCUGUAAGCCUGCCUGCCACUGUGCUGCCCCAUGGAAACGUUUCUAUUACGGCCCCACAAAAUUCCUCUGUUAUGAUGCUUCCACAGUCGCUUAAUCCUGCCUCAAGCUCCUUUUCUCUUCCCGCAAGCUCAGCGUCUGUAGGUCCAACUUUUAUUCCUCUUUAUUCAGAGGCACCCAAACCGGCGUCUCUUCCAAUGCAAUCAUUUGGAAUACCGUAUGUUGUUCUCGCCCCGUCAGGCCCUGCAGUACCGCAGCAGAAUAUCGUACCCCUGAACUCAGGUGCCAGUACCACAACUACUACCACAACCCCCAACUUGACCACCAUGGAAAGCAGCAAAAAUGAUGGUGUCAGUGGAAAUGCUGGAAAUAUUACCACCGAAAACGGAGCUACAUCGACGCUUUUUUCACCCAUUCCUUCAACUCCUUUUGUCCCGACUGGGGCAACUUUCACCGGUGUUCUUAACGGACCAAUGGGGUUACAGUCACGAUCCGUGCAGCCAAUAGGGAAUUAUGUUCUGCUGCCGGAUGGGAACAUUGGGGUAUUGAAUUCCGUACCCGUGACACCAAUUAAUUACUGGAACACUUGA
This is a messenger RNA of Trypanosoma cruzi, 947 nucleotides long. RefSeq lists its product as uncharacterized. Lineage: Eukaryota; Euglenozoa; Kinetoplastea; Trypanosomatida; Trypanosomatidae. The transcript has a single exon. The record is from RefSeq and is a predicted model, not a curated record. The annotation marks the transcript as partial.